This is a messenger RNA of Sphaeramia orbicularis (orbiculate cardinalfish), 3044 nucleotides long. RefSeq lists its product as uncharacterized. The coding region runs from base 192 to 2312 and encodes 706 amino acids. The transcript has 15 exons. The record is from RefSeq and is a predicted model, not a curated record. Gene Ontology annotation, molecular function: ubiquitin-protein transferase activity. NCBI's taxonomy places the organism in Eukaryota, Metazoa, Chordata, Actinopteri, Kurtiformes, Apogonidae.
AUCAAACAUCCGGGACACCAAGGAUAAGCAAUCGAGUCUAUCUCAAGUCGAACCAACAGCCAACCAAUCAAGUUACGUUAGGUUGGUCACGUGACGCCGAUGCAGGAAGAAGGUCAACUAGUGGGUUCCCUCCAGAACUGAGCGCGGAUCUCCUUCAUCAGCUCUCCUCCCCGUGCUACCGUGGGUCCGCUAUGGAUGCGAAUGAUGGCGCUUCGGGAAGUCAGUCUGAUGUUAUGCAGUCAGCCAGGCACUUACUGCAGUUACUCGCAUCGACAGGGAGACAACAGGGCAGUGAUAUCGCAAAUCAAGACAUGAGAGAACAGAGGCAGGGAGGUCACCAUGGUGGUAUAGCCUAUCAGCAAGAAAGACCCUCUGUGCAAAUGGAAAUGACCAGGUCCUUCCCAGGUAUUUUUACAAAGUCUCGAGGAAAGAGACGCUUUCCUGCAGCCAAUCUUGUUCCUGCCAAGAAAUUCAAGCCACUUGAAGUGGCCUUCUACUUGCUGCCAAAGCAGUUUGAGAAAACUCCAAAAGAGCAGGAACAAAUCAUCCAUUUGCAGGCAGGGCUGGGUCGUAGGACUGCUCAUCUAGAUGAGAGCACAACACAUGAAGAGUUAUGUGAUGCCCUCAAAGUUUUAUUCCCAAAACUGGGGACAGUUACUGGCGGGUGGCUGCUUUACACAUCCUCAGGUGGAUGGGGUAGCCGAAAACUCUCUCUUGUGGCUCCUGACGACACUGGCUAUACAGGCAAGCUCUUGAAGGCUGCAAGUCGUGGGGGUAAAAAUCUUUACAUCGCCCCUAUUCAAGAAGAGCUUAGCACAAAUUCCCUUCCAUUAACUGACGACGCCUUUAGAAACAUGCCAAAAUCCACAUGUCAAAAGUGUGAAGCAGCAGUUCCCCUUCCACUCCUGACAGAGCACAUCAAGUCUUGUGAUGUUAUUCAUGUUGGCAGUGAUGAUAACCUGAUUAAUGUGGAUAGUGGAGACCCGGAAGAGAGCAAAUCAGCAGAUAUGCAGGAAUGUCCUGUCUGCACAAAAAUGUUUCCCACUGACUUUAUUGAGGCACAUGCUUCUUCAUGUGGGGAAAGUGCAGGAAAUGAAGUGAUGCAUGCAAGCACUGUCAUUAUGGAAGAGCAAGCCGCAAUGCCUGGCCCAUCAGGAACAUGUGCAGCAGUCACAGAUGGCUGGUUAACUGUCAGUGACCCCACCAAGGCCAUAUCUCAGUGUGUGGACAGCUUUCUCCGUAUUCAUGAAGUGGAGACUCCUUUACUUCUCAGCAUGGACAUCAGAAGAAGUCCUGCUGAACAGGAUAUGGCCCUUAUCUCUUUCUACAAGCGACCUAAUGUGGAAUGGGGACGGCCCCUGAAUUGCAGACUUGAAGGUGAUACUGCUAUUGGACAGGGGGUAACUCGCUUUUUUUUGUCAACAUGUAUAGAAAAGCUGAAGUCUGGGUUUUGCAUCAAUUUUGCAAACUCCAAUGUUACACGGCUUUUUGAAGGAGAGCCUGGUCAUCUAGUCCCUUCAGCCUCUCAUUUCCUUGUGGAAAGUGAUAUGUUCUUGGUGGCGGGGAGAAUGCUAGGCCACUCCUUUCUUCAUGGAGGACCAUGCCUGUCGGGAUUCAGCCCUGCUGUUGUUCAUGUCCUUCUUGGUGGAAGUCCUGAAACAGCAACUGUUACACUAGAGGACUGUCCAGACCUGGACAUCAGAGAAACAAUUGCACUUCUUGAAGGGGAAUCCAAACUCUCAGAGGAUACAGUAAGUGUCCAGGAUUUAGCCCAUGCCUGGGACUUCCCUUCCCUGACUGAGAACAACAGGAAAUGGCUUUUUGAAAAACUAUUGAUCCAUGCUGUCAUCGGACGUGUUACGAGACAAAUUAAGCAGCUGAGACGAGGUCUUAAAGAAACCCCAAUGUGGACAGUACUGACUCAAAGACCUGAUACAGUGGCCAUCCUUUUUCCAAAACGGGGAGAAGGAAAUUUCAGCCCCGAGGUACUUCUUCAGCGCAUCACUUGGCCACGUGAGGAUGAGGAUGAUGAGGAUUAUUCAGUUGACACCAAAUGCCGCAUGUCUGGUUAUCUUCGACAAUUCAUUGCUAAUGCAACACUAACUGAAUUGACCAAUCUGGUCAAAUUCUGGACUGGAUGGGAGAUUCUACCAACAAGUCUCUGUGUAGAGGUAGUCAUGGGUAGAUGCCCCACAGCUUCCACCUGCUUCGAGACGUUGCGCAUCCCAGGGCACUACAAGGAUUACGCAUCUUUUAAAAGUGACAUCCUAGCCUGUAUUUACAGUUGCCAGACAGGAUUUGGUCUUGUGUGAGUGACAUCCUAGCCUGUAUUUGCACUUGCCAGACAAGAUUUGCACUAAGGUAUGUUGAUGUGACUUAAGCUUGGUGGAUAUUUAAAGUUUUGUUACGUUUUAAGAGUUGUUAGUUGAACUUUUAUACAUUUCUGUACUUGCCAGACAAGAUGUGCACUGACAUAUGCUGCCAUGAUUUAAGGUUGGUGGAUAUUUAGUUUGUUCAGUUUUAAGAAUUGUAGGUUGAAAUGUUAUGCUUAUCGUCCUUACUUAACCAAUAUGCCUGAUUAGUUAAGGCAUAUUGCAUGUUUUAGACACAUUUGGCACACUUGAAGUUUAUAAUAUUCCUUGUAAACCAUCUCUGCAUUAAAAGAAAUCAUUCAAGCAGUUGUUGGCAGUGAACUUGACUGUAUUGAUUUUAUUUUCUCACUGUUACAAGUGAAUGGCAUGAAAGCCCUUUGCAGUGUUAUAAAACAUCUGUAAACCUCAGCUUUCACAUAAAUUACAUGACAUUUUUGAAGUUUUUUUCUUCAGAGAAUGUAAAACAGAAUAAAUCUAGUCAAAUGAGCCAACUGGAAUAACUUGAAGUUUUAAAAUUACUGCAAUAUCUCCAAGCAAAUAUGUAAACCCCUUUAAGGAGUACAAAGUUAGUUCAAUUUUUCUGUUAACCCAUGUUACUCGAAGUUAUCAUCCAGAUGUUAACACAUCCUCACUAAUUUGAAAACAACUUGCUUAUAAAAACAUCUCAACAUA